AUGCCGUUGCUUGCGGAGCGUCCGCGCUCUUCGCAAGAGGCGCUCCUCCGCCUCGAGAAGGGCACCGCCAAUCCCACCACCCAGCUAUCCGACGCGGCGCAGAUUUUAGGCCUGGAUUUGGCUCUAUGUGAAAGCCACCCGGAGGUCCAUCGGGAUGUUCGAAUCCAAACAAACGCUACCCCGAAGGAAGAAUGGGUUCUACGAUGGCUGUUGAAGAGACUCCGAAGCGGAAAGAAUUACAGAGUGGACGCGGCUUCGUUCCUCUUAUUGCGACAGCUCAUCAAUCUGAUCCCGGCUAAAAACCUUGCCGCUGUCCUCAAGGAUCAAAAAUUCUUGUUGAUCUUAUGUGAUACGUUUGCAGACCUGGAAACCGACAUUUUUGCAGGCCUUGGGAAUGGACUUGCGACCUUGAGCUCUGACUCGGAGUCCAGUCAUACAGUGGGUGGCUCCCCGGUCCGUGACGAUCGCCAGGGCAAAAAGCGCAAGAGAAUGACGACCGAGACGGACGCAGACCCCGUGGAACAGGAUACACAACGACAGAGCCCCGCUGCAUGCUUCCUUGCAUUUAUUCGCGCAUUGGAUUGUCUUCAUGGGUUCACGACUCUUUCGCAGCGCAUACUCAGUACUGAUGCAGUGGCAAAUUCACACCUGAAACUUGCACUGAGGGGGGAGCCCGAGGCUGUCGCUAUGCUGCUGGGUCGAUCAUUCCGGGUGGCCGCCAUGGCCGCCAAGCAAUUCUCGCACGCUGGACAAACAACCGAUCUGCAGCACCUGCUCUAUGUGUUCCCAUCUGUGGUGGAGUUGUGGGAAUUGAGGUCGUACCGCGAGGACGACGCGGACAAUAAAUCUAGCAACGAAUUUUUCGCAAGGCACUGCUUUGCUCACGCGUUGAGGCUGCAACACUGUGUGCGGUCUGUCAAACUCGAUACCGAUGAGCGCGCCCACCUUCUUCAUGCAAUUGAGCGCAUCAUAGCUCUCCAUGUUUUACUUCCAGCCCGCGCGGCGUUCUUUGAGCGUGGAGGGUCUGGAAUUGACUAUUCUAAAGAUGAGCCUGAUUGGAGUUCAGUCAAACCAAUCACGGAUACAUUCAGGCCUAUUAUUCGCGAAUUCGCCGUGGCCAAGGAAAACAAGACAUCUAACGACGGAUGUGUCCAUCCCUGGCGAUCAGUCGAGCUACUUCCCGAGCUUUUCGACAAUGCCGUGCGUGCUGUUCCAAGAGACGUGUUUCGACGACAGACACAUGAAGCCCCAUGGCUGGAGACCUUAUUCGUUGCUGUUGCCGAGCUUUCAUUCUCUACAGCAAAGGAAGAAGACUUUGCGACAUUCUCUUUCAAGUUUAUCUUGGUAUUGGAGCAGCUUCUCCAGGUAGCCUGUGACCGAAACGUCGGGCUUUCUUUGCAAACUAUCAUGGCCCAUGCCAAUUACACCGGCCUCUUUGAACAGGGUCUCGAAAAGGCUCAAUGGAACGUGACUGCAUUAUUCAUCAGUCUCGGUGUUGAUAUCUUCCUCCCAAACUCUGGGUUGCGGGAUUCCGGUAAGCUUCUCGAUGCAUUGCUCGACAAAGUCAUUAUGCACUGGCGCGAAAACGGCACCCGAAACAAGAGGGAAUACAACGUGGUCAAAAAUAAAAUUGUGAUCCCACUGCUGCGGGGUUUCGCUGCGGCAAGAGACCUGCCUACCUUCAUGGAAGUGUGGCACAACCAACUCAUCGCCAUUGAAGAAGCUCGCCAAGAUAACGGAAACCUGAGUCUAUUUUCUGUCUGGGAGGACGAUGAUCUUUCGAAUGUUUAUGCGGAGCUGAUGCGAACCUCUCUUACGGAGUCCCAGGUUGCUGCUCAAAUGGUCACCGCAGCUGAAAACAUAAGAGACGAAACGGGCAAGGUUGCUGAAAGUGCUCAAGCUUACGCGAAACUGGUCAUUGUUGAAGCAAGCUUCCGUGGCCGUGUUUCACCAUUUUCGGAUUCUGACAAAGUUUUGUCUUCUCUUCUCGAGACUUUGAGUUCUACACUUUCCUCCAAGCAGGCUUUGCACUGGCGCUGGCGUUUGUGGCGCUUGCUUCGCAACCUCCUAGACAAUACCUUAGAGUCAGCCGACACUACACUCGCACGCUCAAUCAUUGGAAUGGUUGAAGUCGCCGAAAAGACCAUCCAUCGCAACCACAAGGAUCUGAGCAAAAAGCAGCUUGCUUCGUUGGAAUCUUGGGAGGCCUAUCGUUUCUCAAUUGUCGCCAUCAAAGCGCCUGCCAGUGACGCCUAUCUCAGCUCUUUCAUCAAGACCUCCAAGGAUGUGACAACUCUCAUCACCUCUGUCUCAACCAAAGAUGCCAAGAAAUCUAUGAAGGCGCCAUGGGAUGGCCGCACAGAGACUGUGAACUCAGACCCCAACCUUGCUUUGGCCUAUUUCCUGGCACUCGUCAGAGUCCCUGAGGUGUGGUCUCUCAUUGGUUCCGAUGAUCGAUCACGUCUUUUCCAGCAUAUCUUGUCUCUGGCAGCUGCCCAAUAUCGCUCAUCUUCGUUACCUCUGGAGGCGGUCGCUGAGGAGGCAAGAUUCCUUCAAGCGUGGGCUAGUGUUGUGUGCCACGAGUACAUGCUCAAUGCCCCCUUUGUCGUCUCUGAUUUAUCCCUUCUCCUUAAUGAGAGUAUUGAGCAAGACUCUUCCAAUCGCCGACUCCUCAUCGAAAGUCUGCAAAGAGUGCCGGCUCCGUUGAUUACGAAGGGUCUCAGAACCAACAUCUUAAACAAGUUGCAGAAUGUGUUGCUCCAGCAAGACAGCUCUCCAGAAGUCUUGGUUGGCAUUAUUACCAUGAUGGCAAAACUUUCCGCAAUGCCGAAGUGCGACGCCACACUCACCAGUGAUUGGGAGCCUAUCUGGACCGUUGCGCGCGCGGUGCCGUUGGAGGGUACUGAUCUCGACCUUCUAAUCAUGAAGGCAUUCCGAGGCUUGUACCGUACCAUUCUCGCCAAACUUUUGGUUCUGUCCGAGGAUGACCGGAAGAAGCUGUUCAAGAAGCUCUUCGCCAAAGUAUCGAAACAAACCUCGAAGAUGAGACAAGUUGACCGUGACUCUAUGGCCUGCUUCCUCUUGCGAUUGACUUUGUCAGAACUCUGGAUCCAUCGCAAGCAGUUGCAAUUCGCGUUCUCGGAGAAGGAACUUGGCGAGUGCCGCCAGAAAGUCUUCGACUUAGUUCUGGCUGACAUGAAGUACGUCAGAGAUCAGUGCAAGAAGGGCAAAUUGGAGGAGACAAUCACUCUUAUCAAAACCAUCGAUGCACUCGAAGAUUUCGAAGACCUGGCCACCAACAACAUUGAAGUGGAAAAGUUCUUGUCGAAGAUCGAGACUUACAUGGAAAUGUCCAUUGAUUCAGGCCCUUCGCGGUUGAUUCGACGCCGGCUUCUCGCCAGCAAGGGUCCGGAGAUGAACAUUGCUCAACCAGUCUUGCAAUGCGCCGAGACCCUCAGCCUCCAAUCUCUAUAUGAUGAAGACCAGCAACUUUUCAUCCGGACGACCACCGAACGCUUCCGUUCCAUGCCAAUGGACAGAAUCACUCAAGCGAUCUGUGAAAUUCGCGGGCUUGGCUUGCUUGGCCAAAACUCCGGCUACAGGCUUCUUGUCAUUUAUCUUGCCGUCGCCUCCCUGCCCGUCGUGGAAGACAAAGAGAGCGCCGCGGCACGGGAGAUUUCCUUGCUUUGUACGGCCCUGGCUGAAGCUAUCCCGCAAAGCACAAGCAUAGACCAGUUCUGUCUCGCAUCCGAGUGCCUCGAUCAACUCCUUCGCAGUCACACUCGUUGCUUGUCUCAGUGCAACAUUGACGCCAUCCUGGCCGCCAUCGCAAGUGCGUCAUCCAAGAUUGGACCACAGAUCUCUUCUACCUACGCCCCAACCAUUUACACUCGCCUCUGUCGCCUCAUGGGAGUUGUGCUCAGUCUCCAGCGUCUCAAGAUCGGUGGUCGAUUCCACCUCGUGGUCAACGCUAUGCAGCGUCUCCUAGGCUGCCUCUUCGCUCGCUCCCGCAAGCGUGGCCGUUCUGCACGCUCUCAGACAACCCUCUCCCAGCCCUUCUGGCUUGCUCCUCUCGACUCCUCGCACGCUACCUACUACACCCGUCUGCUCACCUCGCUCUGCGAUCCCACUGUGUCGGCAGUUCUCCGUCCCCAGGCUGGUGCCUCUCGCGAUGCGCUGACCGAUCAGACGAAGAAGGCCAAGCGCAUCGCUGGUCAGUACCUGCAGUACGUUGUUAUGGAAUAUGCGCAGUGUUCGCUUCGCGGGUCGCUAUCCCCAGAUGUCAAGGCUGCCAUCAUGCCUGGUCUCUAUGCUGCUUUGGAUGUCAUGUCUCGUGAGUCUAUGCGUGCGCUGAACGCCGCGCUAGAUGUCUCUGGUCGGGCUGUCUUCAAGUCACUCUAUGAUGAUUAUGUCAAGUUCGGCAAGUGGAAUAAGGCCUGA
This is a messenger RNA of Penicillium salamii, 4440 nucleotides long. NCBI's taxonomy places the organism in Eukaryota, Fungi, Ascomycota, Eurotiomycetes, Eurotiales, Aspergillaceae. The record is from the annotation of a GenBank genome assembly.